Molecule: messenger RNA, 2437 nt
Organism: Mucor mucedo
Lineage: Eukaryota; Fungi; Mucoromycota; Mucoromycetes; Mucorales; Mucoraceae
Product: Sac2 family-domain-containing protein
Exons: 12
Coding region: 31-2373 (780 amino acids)
Biological process (GO): endocytic recycling; retrograde transport, endosome to Golgi; Golgi to vacuole transport
Cellular component (GO): GARP complex
Molecular function (GO): syntaxin binding
Source: RefSeq, a predicted model, not a curated record
UUUUUCGCAUAGUGCAAGCAUAAUACAAAAAUGUAUUUUUAUUUUCUAAACCCAGUUUCGUGUUCAAAAAGAGAAAGAGACCUAAAGUUUGUAUCACGCAUAUUCUCUCCCUGCAUCGCUUUAAUCAUGGAGCCGAGUAAUUUAGACAUAAACACGUUAAACAAAACAUUACCACCUAUACCAGUCUGGGAUGAAGAACCAGCACCAGCCCAUCAAAGUAGUCCUAAUGCACUUCGAGAAUUGGACAUGCUUCUGAGAGAUUCAACAAGUGCUGAUGGUCAAGAGACGGAGCACAAUAGCCACGAUGAUACACAGUCAGAUAGCGAAGACGAUUACUUGGAUGAGGAUAUAGACUUCAACCAAAUCACGUUUGAUGAAGUUGAUGACCAAUUGUCAGCUUUCCAAGAAGAUGAAAUUGUAAGUCAAGCACUCGAGAAUGAAAUGGAUUUACGUGAAUAUGCAAAACAAAUUGCCCAAGAAAAGAUAUCUGUUCAGAGGGACCUGGAAAACAACUAUCUUGAGCAUGUUCAAUCAUUCGUCGACUUACAUACAGAGAUCCAGUCUUGCGAUGAAGUUUUAGGACGGAUGGAGGAGCUUUUAAACGUAUUUCAGAGCGAUCUAGGAAAUAUCAGUGGUGAAAUUCAAAACUUGCAAGAGCAAUCGACAUUUAUGAGUGUCAAACUGAAAAAUAGAAAGACAAUUGAAAGUAGACUAGGGAAGGCCUUACAAGGGAUGGUUAUUCCACCCUACGUUAUCAAGAAAAUCACCGAAGGCGAUGUGGAUGAAAUGUGGUUGGAAUAUUUAUUAACCAUCAAUAAACAAAUGAGGUUUGUCAAGGCAAACCAGCAUCGACCCAUCAAAGCGUUGCGUAACGUUGGACCUGAAUUAGAAAAGCUACGAUUAAAAGCUGCAGCGACUAUCCGAGAUUUCUUUAUUUCAAGAAUUCAACUUUUAUGUGUUCCUAAUGCAAACAUACAAAUCAUGCAACAGUCCGUUUUUUUAAAAUAUAAAGAAUUGCACUUCUUUGUACUUGAAAGACAUCAUGAGGCAGCUAGGGAAAUUAGACAAACAUAUAUGAACUCAUUGAGAUGGUAUUUCAGUAAUCACUUUGAAAGAUACAGCAAAGGGCUUCUAAAGUUACAGACAACAGCAGCAGAUAAAUCUGAUUUAAUAGGUGUCGAAGAGAAUGUCCGAAAAGGGGGAUUGUUUGGAAGUAAUAAAGUUACACUCAAAGACAAAACAAAUUUGUUUGCGCUGGGUGACAGAAGCGAUACAUUACGGAUGCAGGAUCCGGGUGUUAUUAUAGUACACGUUGCGGAAGCAAAAGAGCAAAAAUACCAAUUCGAGCAACUCUUCCGAAGCUUCAAUUUGACCCUGAUAGAUAAUGCUAGUUCCGAAUAUCUAUUUAUAUACGAGUUCUUUUCGAGGGAUGCAAAUACUGCAGCCGAUACAGCAAAGAUAAUGUUUCAGUUCAUUUUCGAGCCAGCAGAAAAAGUCGGUAUGAAUUUUACAAAAACGUAUGUUGAAAACUCUUAUGAUGCAGUUGGCCUUUUAUUAUGUAUUCGAAUCAAUACACAAUUAGCGCUUGAACUCCAGAGAAGACGAGUCCCAGCUUUAGAAGGAUAUACCAAUGCAACCAAUAUGCUUAUAUGGCCAAGAUUUCAAUACGUCAUGUCACUUCAUAUCGAUAGCCUUAAGAAAAUGUUUAACAGUAAAUCUGUCAUGAGCGCAGUUAAGGAUAUUCACCCUCAUUACAUCACGAGAAGAUAUUCUGAAUUUGCCGCAUCUCUACUAGUAUUGAAUGAUGGAUAUGACGACCCAAUUUUAUCAAAGAGUGUCCAUAGAAUGCGAGAUGAGUUUGAAGCAGUAUUGUCACGAAUGUCUCACGAAUUUCCUGAAUCACCUAGACGUAUCGCAUUUCUCAUCAAUAACUAUGACCUGAUUGUGUCUGUGUUCCAAGAAACGCAUAGUCGGGCAGUGGAGGGAGAAUUAGAUUACAUGAGACAACUGCUACAAUUGCAAACAAGUGCCUUUGUGGACGAACAACUCAAACCUUAUUUCGGUGCACUUGUUGAUUGUGUCAAGAAAUCCGAACAACAACCGCAGCUCGUCAUGGAAAUACCCGAUUUGGAAAGAAUAUCCUCUCAUUUUGCGCAAACUUGGCGCCAAUCCCUGAAAUCCAUCAAUGCUUCUGUGAUUCAAUACUUUUCCAAUUUCAAAAAUGGUACUACUGUACUUCAUGCUGUACUGGGACAAUUAAUAGUGUAUUACACAAAGUUUCUGGAUAUUUUGGAAAAAAGAAACUUGCGUAUUCAUCCUGUGGGUGUCCAAACCGUCAUGGUAGAAAUUAAAAAGUUCAGAAGCACAUUUUAAAAAUGAAAAAAAAAAAAGUAAAAUAAAAAUUCGUCCGUUUGCCCAACGUGGCAUGGCUAUCAAA